AUAAUGACACGAUCCAACCUCUCUCCUUUUUCUCAAACCUGAAUUUCUAACGCACGUCUCAGCGUGCUUGGUAAAAGACAAUACUAUGGCCAACCAUGAGAUCCUUUUGCCAGAAACUGUAGAGCAAACCAUGAAUGGUGUACUACUCCUUAUAAGCAUGCCAUCCAAGUCCGACGAUUCUCUCCAAAAUACUGAACGUUUAGAAGAAUUUUUCUAUCACAUCGAAAGAAUUCUUGACCUUUCGUUCCAUAUGGUGGACAAUGUUUUACUGGGUACUGAUCCUCCUCAUCAAGACCCGGAGAGACAGGAUUUUGAGGGCUACAGCUACAACGGCUCAGAUGAUCCAUCGGGCAAACUCCACCAAAUUUCGUCCGAGCUGGCUGCAUGCAAGGCUCCUGGUGGGGGAAAUGAACUCAAAACAACAAUUUCCAUACUAAACAAGCUCUCAAGCUGUUCAUGGGCUGAGAAGGCAGUGCUGGUAAUAGCGGCCUUUGCUUUGGACUAUGGAGAUUUCUGGGGCCUUGCACAGUCAAAUGACGCUCUGGACCAUCUGGCCGAGUCAGUGGGGAUCACAAACCGUGUACCUGCCAUGUCAAAAUGCCCAGACCUUAAAAAAUGCCAGAGAGUGAUUGAGGUGCGCAAGUUGAUCGAGAACACGUUGGACGUAAUAAGAUUAAUUGUAGACUUGGAAGGGACAUCUAACUUUGCGGAAAAGCACUACAGAAAUAUGCUUGCAACCGAAAAUUUGGCAAAAUGUAUCCCAGUGCAUGUCUUUUGGGCUAUCAUAACUGUUGUUGCUUGCACGACUCAAAUGUAUUGCCUUAGCAGUGAUGAGGACAAGACACUGGAACUAUCGCCCUUGUCAGAGAAGAUGAACAGCACCCGGGACAUAAUAAAGACGCAGAUAGAAGAAUUCGAUCAACAAGCAGAGGAAGUGAAGAAAUAUUGGGAAAGGAGGGAACUUCCAGAAACACCUACAAAAAUUGUGGAGGCUUUCAAGGCAAUGGGUGGGAGUUGUAUUAUUCACGGUUCUCCCAAAAAAUUGCUGAAUAUCGAUGUGCUGAAAAAUAAGAAUGUUUUAUUGUUCAUUUCGGACGUCAUGGACAUCUCCGUUAAAGAAAUCUCGAUUUUAAAGCCCAUAUUUGAUGGGAUAAGAGAUCUGGAUGAACCGUAUGAAAUUGUAUGGAUCCCAAUAGUGGAGCAUUGGACCGAUGAGAUGCAAGCGAAGUUCGAGAUGUUGCAGAACAACAUGCCGUGGUACAUAUUGCAGCGUUUUCCAUCAACAGUAGACAUCCAGAUCAUUACGAAUGAAUAUUGCAGCUUAAAGAAUAAGCCUAUCGUCGUGGUGAUAAACCCACAAGGGGAGGUGAAGCAUCCAAAUGCUCUCCGCAUGAUUCAGCUAUGCGGAAUGAAGGCCUUCCCUUUCACGGCGGGAGCUGAAAAAGAGAGAAUACCUGAAGGACUGCAUUUUCGAUAUAGGGCGUUCCGCAUGCCAUACACUGGCCCGAUGCUGGAUAACAAGAAUUUCACUUUCAACUAUGGAUUUGCCGACUUCAACUUGGAGGAAAGAUUUACUAAUAAUUUAAAUAUAAUUUGUGAGUAUCUAGCUUCAAAUAGUGAUCCGGGCAUUCGGAUAAAUAGGAAUUUGAUUGGACAAAGCAAGGAUGUCCAGAAUCUAGUGAAUGCGAAUCAACCGGAUCCCGAGGAGUUGUUAAGUUCCUUCCAAAGUGACGGUGGAUGGGUUGUGCUCUGCAAAGGUAAGCCUGGCAAGAUAGUAGUCAGUGAUCAGGGCACAACAAUUUUGAAUGUCUUGGAAAAUUUUGACCAGUGGAAAGAAAAGGUGAGACGUUUUGGCUUCGAUUGUUCUUUCAUGGCUUGCUACGAAGGAAGAAUUUAAAGGCGCCUACCAGGAAAUUGACAUCUCAAUUGUUAAUGUUGGAAGAUCGUGAUCUAGUGUAUGAUGUUUUUUUCGUUUGCAUUUGUUAUUGUAACCAUUCCGCCACUUAUGUUAGGAAGAUUAAUGAUAUGCACGUAGUAUGCAUGACAUCUUGACUACGUUGGUAAUAAGCAGUGGCCAAUGUUAUGGAAUGGAUCAUCAAUGUAGUUUUUUAAUGUUGUUGUACGUGUAGCAAUUUCAGACGUUUUUCAUGCUCAAAACUACUUUGCAUGUUUUGUUGAAA
Carya illinoinensis is the source of this 2180-nucleotide messenger RNA. RefSeq names its product protein SIEVE ELEMENT OCCLUSION B-like. Gene Ontology annotation, biological process: phloem development. The record is from RefSeq and is a predicted model, not a curated record. The transcript is spliced from 7 exons. Bases 86 to 1897 code for a protein of 603 amino acids. Lineage: Eukaryota; Viridiplantae; Streptophyta; Magnoliopsida; Fagales; Juglandaceae.